Ceutorhynchus assimilis (cabbage seed weevil) is the source of this 3801-nucleotide messenger RNA. The record is from the annotation of a GenBank genome assembly. NCBI's taxonomy places the organism in Eukaryota, Metazoa, Arthropoda, Insecta, Coleoptera, Curculionidae.
AACUUUUACCUGGAUUAAAAAAGUCCCAAAAACUUAAACUAAAUAAUAAUACAAUCUAUAAAAGCAUUUUAUACACAGAAUUUUCCACUUUUUCACAAUAAUUUUACUCUUGAUAGGUUUUAUGUAGGAAAAGCUUCUUCGAACAGUGUUGCCAAAUCAAUGGAACAAAAGAGAAAAUCCAUAGUUUUGACAUAAAAAAACAAAAAAAGGACGACAUUUCUCUGACAAAUCCAACAUAACCUCAAAAAGUGCUUUUUGAAAAAUCCUUUCCACUUUUUCCGAUUUUCAUUUUCAAAUAGUUUUAAAUUAUUCUUGUAUAUAUUAAUUCACAUUAAAUUAUCCUCAAAUUGAUUAUUCUCUAUUGAAAAAUAACUAGUUACAUUUUUCAUUUUACACACAAGGUGACUGAUUUUCGAAUAAAAUUAUGAAUUUUGUCAGGUAAAUGCCAGAGCAAAUGACAAAGUGGACAGAUUUUUUGGAACAUUUUUACAAAAUAUUAUAAAACGUUAUUAUAGAUAAAUAAUGUUUCGUGCCAGACAAGUAUUUAAUAUCAGUAGGUUUGUGCUGAACAGGAGUGCUUCAUCCGUUGUUUUGUAUUCGAGGAAUCCACAGCUACAAAACACCCUACAUAAACUCACCCUAAUAAGUCAACACCGGUUCAGUAGCGAUGAUGGCAAAAAGGUAGGAUCCGAAGACGGUUCCAUUGAAUCCCAUCCUUCCGCAAAGCCCAAAUCCCAUAAACCUCCUCAAAAUUUAAAAUUGAAGGACAUCAAACCAGUGGAAAUUAAUCCUUGUAAACCUCAUUUCAUCCCGCGGAAAAAAGCUACAAUUCAACAAUGCCUACCACCUAAAACACUUUCUGAGGCAGAAUGUCCCAGCGAAGAGAAACCUAAGCCUAAGAAAAAAGGACGCGGGUUGUAUAUUUUGGGGGUUUUGUUAACAGCAGCCUCAAUAGGAGCAGUCUAUUAUUUUAUGGGCCGACCCGACAAAACAAGACCCAAAAAAGUAAUUACCAGGAAGAAAGUUAGAAAGGAACGUGAAGUAAUUAAAAUCCCUGCCUCCUCUAGUGACAUUCCCAAGGAUGUACCUUAUUUGUUGAUUGGCGGUGGAACUGCCUCAUUUACAGCUUUCCGUGCCAUCAAAUCAUCAGACCCACAAGCAAAAGUAUUAAUCGUUUCAAAUGAACCGUAUUACCCGUACAUGAGGCCCCCAUUGUCCAAAGAAAUUUGGUUCAACGACGACAAAGAUAUCGCUAACAGUUUGAUUUUCAAACAAUGGAACGGUUCAGAAAGAAGUCUAUUUUAUGAGCCUGACGAUUUUUAUUGUGACUGUAAAUCUUUGAUGAGCACUGAAAAUGGUGGAGUUGCAGUAGCCCGUGGCUGGAAUAUAACUCAUUUAGAUGUUAUGGAAAAGUUGGCUUAUUUAGAAGAUGGUUCUGCAAUUAAGUAUAAUAAGUGUUUGAUUGCUACAGGUGCAAUGCCUCGCCUAACUCCAGUAUUUGAAGUGGCCCUUGCAGAUCCAAACAUAAGAGAUCACAUUAAAUUAUUUAGAAAUGUUGAUGACUUCAGAGAUGUUUUUGAAGCUUUUGACCAGGCAAAAUCCGUUGCCGUAGUUGGUGGUGGGUUUUUGGGAAGUGAAUUGGCUUGCGCUUUUGGCAGAAGAGACAAAAAAAGAAACAAAUAUAUUUAUCAAAUAUUCAGGGAAACAGGUAACAUGGGCAAAAUUCUGCCGGAAUAUCUCAGUCUUUGGACGUCAGAUAAAGUGAGAAAUGAAGGAGUUCAAGUCUUGCCAACCACUGAAAUUGUUGGUGUCAAAGCUAAAGAUGAAAAAGUGGAAUUGACGUUGAGUAGUGGUAAGACUUUGGUGGUUGAUUUUGUUGUUUGCACCACUGGGGUCGAACCAAAUACGGAGUUGGCGGAAAAAUCAGAUUUGGAAGUCGAUCCGGAACUGGGAGGUUAUUUAGUUAAUACUGAACUGCAGGCCAGAACAGAUUUAUACAUUGCGGGCGACUGUGCCUGUUUCUAUGAUCCACGCCUGGGACGUCGUCGUAUUGAACAUCACGAUCACGCUGUAGUUUCUGGCAGAUUAGCUGGUGAAAACAUGGCUGGUGGCCGUAAUCCUUAUUGGCACCAAAGCAUGUUUUGGAGCGAUCUAGGACCAGAUGUUGGGUACGAAGCAAUUGGUAUUGUUGAUUCCAUGCUGCCCACUGUUGGGGUGUUUGCCAAACAAACCGACAAAGACACACCACAACACGUUGUUGAAGAAACUGGCGAAGGAGACAGAUCCAAGACUGAAGAACUACCUCAAGAAUGUGAAAAGUACCUAUCUGAAGAAGAGAAAAAGAAAAUGAAACUUGUAAAGAAAAUGCUUCCUAACAGUAAUGAAGGCGAAGAUUAUGGCAAAGGAGUGAUUUUCUAUCUGCGCGACGAUGUUGUGGUUGGCAUAGUUUUGUGGAAUGUUUUCAAUAGGAUGUCGAUAGCCAGGCAAGUUUUAAAGGAUCAAAAGAAAUACGACGAUCUAAAUGAAGUAGCCAAGUUAUUCAAUAUCCAUGGGGACGAGUGAGGCAAUUUGAAGUUAUAUAUACUUAUAAGUCAUUAAAAGAACAAUAGAGUGCUCAACAAAAUUUAUUUUAGGUUAACAAAAAAUACAUAAUAAUAAUUAUUGUGAUAGUAAUUUGAUACAACACACAAAUAUCUUUAAUUGCCAUACAAGAGAGAUUCCUCUGGACAUAACAUUUACUUUUUUUUCUUAUAAAAUGCAUUUAACAUGAAUAAUCAAUGGCUUUCAUUUCAUAGCUAACAUUUUAAAAACAACAACUUAUAAAAAAAUCUAUCUAUACAGCCAAUCAUUGACUGUCUAACUACUGGGAACGUUUUUCCUCGCCGCUACAGCAAUUAGUACAGUCAAAACAACAUUGCUAGCUUUUAGAAGAGUUCCAUUUCCAGCUGCCACUUGUUGACAACUGUUCUCUUAACGACAAGACUUCGUCUAAGAGACGUUUUUUUUCAUCUAAGAGUUUGCUUAUCUGCAAUAAAUGUAAAUAAUUAUAUUUAUACAAACACAAACAAAUUCUUACAUCAUCUUGUGCGUUUUUCAAAUGGUUCCUCAAAAUAUCACUUUCCUCUUUGGCUUUUCGUAAGAGUCUGUUCUCUUCUGAUACCCGUUCAAAAGCGAGUAGUUUUCUUUUCAAUUCCUCAUUAUCUGACGAUGAUUGAAUAGAAUUUGAUUGCAAUAUUUCACAGCUAUUGUGGUUUGAUAAUAAAUGUUCUUGUUGCAAAGAAAUUUUAAAUAUUCCAUCUUCAUUGCGUUUAAUAAAUAAUUCCACUACAUUGAGGUCAAUAGGUACAGGUCCUGGAGAAGUUAUAUUUACAGGAGGUCUGUCUUCUAUUAAAUGAAUUUUUACAUUGUUGAUUGAAAGCUGUAGAAUUUAUAUUUUAGAAUUAUUGAAGUAUUGUAAUUGAAAUUUACUUACUUCUAAUGGCAAUGGAAUAGCAAUAAGUUCGUCCUCGAUAAAAUCAGUCAAACCUGUUGCAGUGCUCAUAUUCAAGCUCAAUGACAAAUCUUUUACUUUCACCGUUAGACAAUCUGUGAAUACUUUUCUCAUGUUGUCUUUGUCAGUCAAAUCGUACUGAGACAAUAAGUUGGAAGAAGAGAGAGCUAGUGUAUGAUCCAGCCUGAGUCUUAUUUUUGAUGUGGCAUUGCUGUCUGAAUUCUCUGUCCAGCCUCUUGAUCGCAUACUAAAUUUACCCUAGAAAAUAUAUUUUUAGUUUAUUUUUUCUAAUAUCUAUGUAUUAGAUCAGA